AUGCCAUCGUCCGACGAUAGUACAGCGGCGUCGGCGCCGACGGCGGCAACCGACGACAGCAUCGAGUUCCAGCUGGGGGACGCCGUCGACAUGUCCACCUUUAACCAGAUCCUCGAAAUGGACGAGCCUGGCGAUCACGAAUUCAGCGCCUCCAUCGUCUUUGGUUUCUUCGAGCAGGCCGAGGAGACGUUUGCCUCGAUGGCGACGGCCCUAAAGGAAAAGGACCUCGACCAGCUGUCCCAACUCGGUCACUUUCUGAAGGGUUCAUCCGCCACCCUAGGCUUCGUCAAGGUGCGCGACGGCUGCGAGAAGAUUCAGCGGUACGGCAAGAACGAGAACGAGGACGGGUCCGAGGAACCCGACUCGGAACUCUGUCUGAAGCGGAUCACGGAAGCCCUUGCCGUCGUCAGGACCGAUUACAAGGAUGUCGAGAAGAGGCUCAAGAAGUGCUUCGAGAACGAAAAGGACACCACAGCCGACGCAUAA
Molecule: messenger RNA, 486 nt
Organism: Drechmeria coniospora
Lineage: Eukaryota; Fungi; Ascomycota; Sordariomycetes; Hypocreales; Ophiocordycipitaceae
Product: putative histidine phosphotransferase HPT1p
Exons: 3
Coding region: 1-486 (161 amino acids)
Biological process (GO): phosphorelay signal transduction system; phosphorylation
Cellular component (GO): cytoplasm; nucleus
Molecular function (GO): histidine phosphotransfer kinase activity; protein histidine kinase binding
Source: RefSeq, a predicted model, not a curated record